Molecule: messenger RNA, 3660 nt
Organism: Notolabrus celidotus (New Zealand spotty)
Lineage: Eukaryota; Metazoa; Chordata; Actinopteri; Labriformes; Labridae
Gene: arxa
Product: aristaless related homeobox a
Exons: 5
Coding region: 475-1866 (463 amino acids)
Biological process (GO): regulation of transcription by RNA polymerase II
Molecular function (GO): DNA-binding transcription factor activity, RNA polymerase II-specific; RNA polymerase II transcription regulatory region sequence-specific DNA binding
Source: RefSeq, a predicted model, not a curated record
CAUGUCGGGUUUUGUUACCUUUCCCUCAAAUUAACUUUAAUCGUAAAAUAUAUAAAGCAGCUCCGCGCAGCCUCUCUCCCCACAUACACACACACGAGCCAAUCAGGCGGAGAAACAACAACCCACACGACGCGGAGCGAGCGCGUGGAGCUGAGAAGCGCCUGGCACACCGGAGCGUAGCGCGAGGCAGUCAAACCGCUGUCUGUCAUUAGCUGAGAGUGGAGUGUGACAGAGGAGUGAAAGAAGAGAGGAAGAGAGGGAGAGAGGAGGAGGAGGUGGUGAGUGGUCACACCGGCCUGAAGGGAGAGAAGAAAGAAGAAGGAGAAGAAGAAGAACAAGAAGAAGAAGAGAAGAAGAAGGAGUAGAAGAGAGCACCGGACCCUGCGCCAGAGAGAGAGAGAGUGAGAGAGAGCGCGAGGGUGAGAGUGGGAGACUGACAGGCGUAACCGAAAGUAGACGAACCGAAGCGUCGACAUGAGCGGUCAGUUUGAGGAAGAUAUCCACGACCGGGCCGAGAGGAAGAGCAGUAAAUCCCCGACGCUGCUCUCUUCUUACUGCAUAGACAGCAUACUGGGCCGCCGGAGUCCCUGUAAGGUCCGGCUGAUAGGGGCGCAAAGUUUGACGGGUCUGCCCGGCAGAGGGGAGCUCGACAAGACGGCUGACAGGCCAACCAAAGACCCCCUCGCCCUCAGCGCCGACAUGCACCUGCCACCAAAGCUCCGCCGGCUGUACGGACCCGGCGGGAAGUACCUCCACGAGCACGCAGAGACUCUGGACAGGGAGCGGCUCCUCCUGGAGCAAGCCAGCGAAAGCCUCAAAAUCAGCCAGGCUCCACAGGUGAGCAUCAGCCGCAGCAAGUCCUACCGGGAGAACGCGUCGCUGAGCAGGGGAGAAGGCGACCAGAGCCCCGGGGAAGGCUCGGAGGACGGCAGCCUGGGGCUGGUGGAGCUCGGCCCGCUGAAGUUCGAGGAGGACGCGGGGAAGGAGGAGAGCUGCGGGGACGCGGCCGCUCUGUCCCCGAAGGACGAGGAGAGGGAGAGCUUGAACGCCGGGGAUGGGGACGUGAGGGACGGGGAGGACAGCGUGUGUCUGUCGGCGGGCAGUGACUCGGAGGAAGGGAUGCUGAAACGGAAGCAGAGAAGAUACAGGACUACAUUCACCAGUUAUCAACUGGAAGAGCUGGAGAGAGCUUUCCAGAAGACACACUACCCCGACGUCUUCACCAGAGAAGAGCUCGCGAUGCGGCUGGAUCUCACUGAGGCCCGCGUGCAAGUCUGGUUUCAGAACCGCAGAGCCAAGUGGAGGAAGCGUGAGAAGGCCGGUGUGCAGGCCCACCCGUCAGGCCUCCCCUUCCCUGGCGCCCUGGCAGCAGGCCACCCUCUCAGCCACUACCUGGAGGGAGGGCCCUUCCCUCAUCACCCUCACCCCGCCCUUGAGUCCGCCUGGACAGCGGCUGCAGCUGCAGCUGCCGCCUUCCCAGGUCUGGCCCCUCCACCUCAUAAUGGCGCGGCUCCAUCUUUGGCCACCCCACUAGGCUUGGGCACUUUCCUUGGUACAGCGGCCAUGUUUCGCCACCCUGCCUUUAUUGGACCCACCUUUGGCAGGCUCUUCUCAAGUAUGGGACCCCUGACCAGUGCUUCCACCGCCGCAGCUCUCCUUCGUCAGCCCGCCCCACCUGUAGAGAACCCCUCCCACGCGGGACCUGUCCUUCCUGACCCUUCAUCAACUUCCUCUUCCUCCUCUUCCUCAGCAGACCGCAGGGCCUCCAGUAUCGCCGCGCUGCGCCUCAAGGCCAAGGAACACUCGGCUCAGCUCACCCAGCUGAACAUCUUGCCUACUGGAGCCGCAGGGAAGGAGGUGUGCUGAACACUCGACACCAGCUGUAGGCCUCCCUGUCCCGGGCCCACGUCCCAUUCCAUGACACCCACACACCCCCCUCCUCCUUCCCAAAACCCACUCAUACCUCUGGAGGCUGAUGUCCCCUUUUCCCAUGUCCAACGUCCCUGUUACCUCAUGUUUCCCCGACAAAAUAGCACGACCAAAUUGAAAAGCGCACUGGCUUCAACAUAAAACAAUGUGUGUGUGUGUGUGUGUGUGUGUGUGUGUGUGUGUGUGUGUGUGUGUGUGUGUGUGUGAGAGAGUUAACUACAGCCAUUGUUACACUGCUUUACACUUCACACACACCUUUUCUGAAUCAGAGGACAAAUUAUUUUUAAAUACUUGAACUACUCGUACACAAAAUUAAUAUUUGAAAAUAUCUAUUUUAAACAUUUUUUGAGCUUGAAUUUUGCCCCAUUUAAUUCAUAUUAACUAUCAAAGACUACCUACAAUACAAAUCACUCAGUACACUGUCAAUAAGGAAAACCAUUUACUGGAGUACAGAUGAUGUGAUUGCACUUCAGUGUUUUUAUGUGAUGCCACUUUGAGCUUCUGCUUUGCUCCAUUAAAAAGGAAAUAUUGUUCUCUUUGAUAAUUUAUCAGAUUUUAGUCUCUUUCUACUAAAGAUUUCAGAUGUGACAGUUAUAAAAGUUUAGAUGCCACCCAAACGAUAAUACAUCAGUUCUAAUGACAGUUAUUUAUUUGGAAGUAUUUUGGAUCCCAGAUCAAUUUUACAUUGCAGUAAUAUUUCAAAAACAGAAUUUUUAGCUUGCAACAGAAUAUUUCAGCAGCUUUUAUUUUAGUAAGGGAUCUGUAGGUCUACACAAGCGCAUACACACACACACACACACACACAUAAAUACAAACACACACACACACACAUGCACAAAAGCAGAAGAACUGCAGGGGAACCCGGACUCUCAGAAAGGAUUCUUGUGCUACUUCAAAAUGUGGACAACUCGAGUGCUCAACAUUAACUCUGCUUAAUCUGUAUGCAUUGAUGUGGGCUGAGCCGGUCUGCAUCUGUAAUAAAGGCGCGUUGGAGGAGGUCCCCUCCCCACAAACCCCCCCAGAACCAAAGGAAAAACUGUCCAUAGACCUUCCAUAGCCUUCUCCACAAGCCAGACUCCUCUGCAUGCUCGCCUGUCUACCAGACACACUCGGCGAUGCCACUGUUUUAGCCCGUAUGUUUUUUUAAUCUCUGAAUCAAACCAGAGUCAAUUUAGAUUUUUGUACAUUUGCUGCAAUUUAAGACCCAUCCUAUCCUUUUUUAUUUUGACAGCAGUGGCAUUUCAGCCAAGUCUGACUCCUCAGACAUGCGAGCAGAGUUUGGAUCUGAGCUGUGUGUCUCUAAUGACCUGACUGUGUGAAAGAAAACUGUACAUACUGUGUAAAAAGAAAAAAAAGUACAAGAAAAAGGGAUGAUUUUGAAAAUAAGGUCGUGUAUAUUUCAGGAGAUCAUUUGCACUCAGUGUAGUGUUUAAUGAAUGUUGCCCUGUGUAGACUUUCACCUGUGUUUAUGAAUUAUUAGCUUUUUAGAUGAUUAUUUAUGUCAAAUUUGCCCCUGGAGGAACUGAGUGAAGGAAAGUUAUUUUUUUCUUUUUAAGUGUUUGUAAGUUUCCUGGUUUAACAAUGCUAAUUUGAAUAAAUUACACUGGUUAAAUGAGUUAAUUUUUAUUAUUAUUUCAAAUUCCUUUAGGACUCACAUAGGCCUAAACCAGGAAAUAAAACAAUGUGAAAUAGAAUACUAUAGAAAUAUUAAUAAAAGGUGUUAUGAAUAAA